AUGGCAUUAUUUUCAGGCAAAUAUUUUUGCUUUAUCGUUGCUCUCUUUGCAAUCUCAUUGAAGCCAUGUUCUUGCCAUAAUAAUACCCGCUGGAACAGCGCCGGCAUCACUUGGUAUGGUGACCGAGAAGGUCCUGGCACCACAGGAGGGGCUUGUGGAUUCGGUGAUGCAGUGGCAAAACACCCUUACCAAUGUAUGGUUUCAGCCGGAGGACCUUCAUUAUUCAAAGAUGGAACGGGUUGUGGGGCAUGUUAUAGGCUUGUAUGUGACCAUCCAUUAUGCACCAAAAAGCCGAUCAAGGUAAUGAUAGCAGAUGAGUGUGCCGGCUGCACGAAGGAGGCGUUCCAUUUUGAUCUUAGCGGUAAGGCAUUUGGUGCAUUGGCCAAACGUGGCAAAGGCGAUGAAUUACGUAACCUUGGAGAACUCAAGGUUAGGUACAAACGUGCAUGUUGCAAACAUCCUAAGAGUAAAAUAGCUAUUCAUGUCGACGCCGGAGCAAAUCCUUACUACAUGUCGUUCGCCGUUAAGUUUGCAAACGGUGAUGGAAACUUCGCAUGCGUGGAGAUUCAACCGGCCGGUGGAAAAUACUUGAAAAUGGAGGAGAUGAGAUCCGCCGUUUGGAAACUUAACCCAGGCUGUGCAUUGAAAGGUCCGUUCAACGUCCGACUUACCUCUGCCGUGACCAAAAAAGUGAUUGUUGCUAAAGCUGUUAUCCCGGAGAAUUGGAGUCCCGGUGCUAUUUACCAUUCUCUCGUUAACUUCGCCACUCCCAAGAAAGACAGUCACAAGAAAAAUAAGUGA
This is a messenger RNA of Brassica rapa (field mustard), 801 nucleotides long. It is a transcript of the gene EXPB5, whose product is annotated as expansin-B5. The record is from RefSeq and is marked provisional. Lineage: Eukaryota; Viridiplantae; Streptophyta; Magnoliopsida; Brassicales; Brassicaceae. Gene Ontology annotation, cellular component: extracellular region. Gene Ontology annotation, biological process: sexual reproduction.